CAAUAAUUUUGGUUGGUAACGCUGACAGCUGGACGUGACGUCACGCUGCUGUUAAGUUCUUUUCUGUCCCACGUUUCAUGGGCUUCAAGUUUACUGAUUUGAAGAAGCAGUAAAAUUUUAUCAAAAUGAAGAUUGGCCUGUGCGCAUUCAGUGGAUUCAAAAUUUACCCCGCGAGUGGUAAAACAUUGGUUAAAGCCGAUGGCAAAACAUUUACCUUCAUCAACAAAAAAUGCGAGCGUUCCUUCUUGAUGAAGCGUAACCCGCGUAAGGUUAAAUGGACGGUAUUAUACCGAAGGAAGCACAAGAAAGGUAUCGUUGAGGAAGCCACCAAGAAGCGUACUCGCCGGACGCAAAAAUUCCAGCGCGCUAUUGUUGGAGCUUCUAUCACUGAUAUCAUGGCUAAGCGUAACAUGAAGCCAGAGGUGCGCAAAGCUCAGCGAGAUCAGGCUAUCAAGGUUGCAAAGGAAGCUAAGAAAGCCAAACAGGCUGAGAAGAAAAUUAAAGCUCAACCGACUACCAAGCAGCCAAAACAAAAAGCCGCGAAAGUGUCCCAGAAGGCUGCUCCACGCGUAGGAGGAAAGCGAUAAAUUUCGAAAACUCCGUCUGUUUGUAAGGAUUAUUCUAAUAUUGGAUAAAAUAAAGGAAAUAAGGAGUGCUAA
Molecule: messenger RNA, 659 nt
Organism: Wyeomyia smithii (pitcher-plant mosquito)
Lineage: Eukaryota; Metazoa; Arthropoda; Insecta; Diptera; Culicidae
Gene: RpL24
Product: 60S ribosomal protein L24
Exons: 4
Coding region: 126-587 (153 amino acids)
Biological process (GO): cytoplasmic translation
Cellular component (GO): cytosolic large ribosomal subunit
Molecular function (GO): mRNA binding; structural constituent of ribosome
Source: RefSeq, a predicted model, not a curated record